AUGACGGCCUCAGAUGUCGAGGAUGGGCACUCUCAUUCGGCCUCUCCUGAGGACAGUGGGACCGAAAACGUCCAAGUGAACAUGGCCGAAGGUCAGAGCAAGAACGACGUUAAGAAGCAGCAAAACGGAGCCACAUCAACCAAUCCCAAAGACCCUUCUCGUCCCCGGAGAAAGAAGGCACGUAGGGCAUGUUACGCUUGCCAACGUGCCCAUUUGACUUGUGGAGAUGAGAGACCAUGUCAAAGGUGCGUAAAACGAGGACUCCAGGAUGCGUGUCAGGACGGUGUCAGGAAGAAGGCCAAGUAUCUGCAUGAUGCGCCCAACGAGGCCCUCAUGCCUGGCGUGGGAGGGAAUCUCUACAACCAGACCGGACCGAAAACGAGUUCGACUGCGAGCAACGAGACGCCGCAUCAACAGCCAUUCUUCCAACAGGCGCCAACGUACAACAACUUUUCCACGCCCUCGCAUAUGCCCCCCCCAAUGCUCCACGAGAGAAGUCUGAGCACGACGAGCUUCCCUCAGCAAUCACCGCUGGCCACCAAUUUCCAAAGCGUUGGAGGGCAAGUUCCAAUGCAAAGCCCUGUCCUGGGUGCUGACCAGUCAAAUAACAACAACAUAACGGCCGCAGGCUGGCCAGGACAGAUGUAUAGCGAAGACCCCAUGUUCAACUUUGACAUUGCCAGCAUGAACUUUGGCAAUCACUACGGUGCUUUAGAGUUCGGUAUGCUGGGCCAUAUGGCGACAAAUGCGGGAGACACUCCUCCCAGUGAUACGGCGACACGAAGCGGCUCAAUCUCGCAACAGCAGUAUCGUAUGCCCUUUGGAAGCUUCAGUGAGAGCCCGACGGCCCGACAACAGAUCUACGGCGAAACGAUGUUGCCAGAUUGGCCCAACGGAACCGAUCCCUAUGGCGCCCACGGACACAAUCGCCAUAUGGCUCCCAACGCCUUUGCUAUAGAAUCGAACGCGGUGAACUGGACCUCCCCCGACACGAAUGGCACGCCCAAUAACGCUGUCAAAUUUGAAGAGUCGCCAUUGAUGACCAGCUCAGGCCUCCAGGUGCCCCCUUCAGCCUUGGAUGGCGGUCCGGUCAUUCAUUCAACCGGAACCCUGGACGCUCGAAACAACCGAGCCCCUCCUCCUAUAUCGACUCCGCAAUUGAAGGCCAAAUCGCAGCUGCCUGUCAAGGCUCUGAAGCGGCCCAAGGAUCCGUCGUCGAUCUAUACUUCAGUUACCCAACCUUACCCUUAUACAACAGGGUUCCACAGCUCAAUUGCGUACCUCCAAAAACGAUUUGCCGCACAUCCUUCCAAGACCCUUGCCAUAGCCAAGUCGUUGGCGUCGAUCCGACCCUCGUUCAUUGCCACAACCAAGACCUUAAACCGGGAAGACCUGAUUUUCAUGGAGAAGUGUUUCCAGAGGACCUUGUGGGAAUAUGAAGGUUUUAUUGAAGGGGUCGGCACACCAACAAUUGUAGCGAGGAGGACUGGAGAAGUUGCUGCUGUGGGCAAGGAAUUCCAAAUCCUCACGGGAUGGACAAAGAAUGUGCUCCUUGGUCGGGCCCCAAAUCUAAAUGUGAAUCGCGGUCAUUCUGGGCAAACACCUGGCACAGGUUCUGGAACCAACACUGCACGACAGACAGGCACCAACACUCCUACGCAACGAAUGUUUGCUGACACCGAGAACGGCGAGAAGCGACCCCAACCGGUGUUCCUUGCCGAGCUCCUUGACGAUGAGUCGGUGGUACAAUUCUACGAGGAUUUUGCGAGGUUGGCAUUUGGAGACAGCCGAGGCAGUGUUUGCGGCAGAGCCAAACUCCUCAAGUACCGGACCAAAGACGAUGAACUCGCCCAGAAUCUCAAUGUCGAGGCCGAGGCGCGCACCGAAGAAGGGCGCCAGGGGCAACUGGAGCUGCGACGGCAAGACAGCUCUCGCCGUCUGCAAGAUAUGAAGCGGGAACGCGACGGUAUCUCUGGCGAAAAAGGUAUGCAGAAGCUGGGAUCUGCUGAUGGGAAAGUGGAUUGCACAUAUUGCUGGACGGUGAAACGCGACGUUUUCGAUAUACCCAUGCUUAUUGUUAUGAAUGAGGCCUAA
Messenger RNA from Fonsecaea pedrosoi CBS 271.37, 2094 nucleotides. RefSeq lists its product as uncharacterized. Gene Ontology annotation, cellular component: nucleus. The transcript has 3 exons. The record is from RefSeq and is a predicted model, not a curated record. Gene Ontology annotation, biological process: cellular response to starvation; regulation of DNA-templated transcription. The coding region runs from base 1 to 2094 and encodes 697 amino acids. Gene Ontology annotation, molecular function: DNA-binding transcription factor activity, RNA polymerase II-specific; RNA polymerase II transcription regulatory region sequence-specific DNA binding; zinc ion binding. Lineage: Eukaryota; Fungi; Ascomycota; Eurotiomycetes; Chaetothyriales; Herpotrichiellaceae.